CAACCUCACUAAAGGUAAAUUUUACCUUUGCUUUCGCUCUCUCCAAUCCCCUCAUUGCUUUUUCUGUUCUCCCUCCAAAACUUUCUAAAUACGCCCCCCCCUUCCCCGCCCCAAAAGAAAAGAAACCCCUCACUCUCUCUCCUUUCUGCUCUAGGGUUUUGUGUUUUGCGUUAGGGGAUGGGGAGGUAUCGGAGCCGAAGUAGAAGCUACAGUCCACGUCGCCCUAGCAGGACGCCGACACGUGGCAGGAAGAGGUACGAGGAUGACCCUCGCGAUCGUUACCGCUCCCACCGAGACCGCCGAUCCCCUGCUCCCUCCGGCUUGCUCAUUCGCAACCUCCCUCUCGACGCUAGGCCAGAAGAUCUUAGGGUUCCGUUUGAGCGGUACGGUCCAGUGAAGGACGUGUAUCUGCCAAAAAAUUAUUACACGGGGGAGCCAAGGGGCUUUGGUUUUGUGAAGUUUCGAUAUGGUGAAGAUGCAGCUGAAGCAAAACAACGAAUGAAUCAUCAAGUUAUUGGUGGACGUGAGAUAAGGAUUGUUUUUGCUGAGGAAAAUAGAAAAACUCCUCAAGAAAUGCGCCUGAGUACCCGCACAAGUGGUCGACACGGAGGAAGCAGGAGAACACCACCAAGGUCCCCAAGAUGCAGAUAUCGCUCUUACUCUCGCUCGCCUUCACCUGCUAGGCAUGAUUCAAGGGAUCGGGGAGUGAGAGAUGAUUACCGCUCCCUCAGGCGAUCUAGAUCAAUUUCACAGGAUCGGGGAAUGAGAGAUGACUAUCGCUCUCGCAGUCGCUCUAGAUCUAUUUCAAGGGAUCAUGGGGCAAAAGAUGAUUAUUGCUCUCCCAGGCGAUCUAGAUCUGUUACACAGUCUCUUUCUGCACGUUCUCCACAUGGUGAUAGGGAAUACAGAACCAAGCCAAGGUCCCCAAGUCCUAGGGAGAAUGGUCGGAGUUCCCAUGAUGAGAGAGGCUAUGCGCGUGGCAGGCCAAGGAGUCCAAGGCGUGACAGUCUCAGUCCUUCAAGGUCUCAUUCACGAUCCUUCAGUCCUCGCUAGUACCUUUUCCAAUUAUGGUGCCUUCUUGUGGUGAUGUGCAUGUGGUUGCUGCUGGAAACUGUAAUAUGUGUUACUUUGGUGUUUAUUUUAGGUGAAGGUAAUAUUAUGAGUUAGUAUGGGAAGAUUAAGGACGUUUUCAAACUCUAGCAGUUUUAAGUAUUCUUAGAUGUAUGGCUGCAUCUUGUUUUUAAGGAUUUUGAGAUACAAUGUCUGACUGAUGUUGCAAUCUACCUUACAUCUUUAACGGAUUGAUCUUUA
This is a messenger RNA of Theobroma umbraticum, 1311 nucleotides long. RefSeq names its product SC35-like splicing factor 28 (gene SCL28). Lineage: Eukaryota; Viridiplantae; Streptophyta; Magnoliopsida; Malvales; Malvaceae. Gene Ontology annotation, molecular function: RNA binding. The record is from RefSeq and is a predicted model, not a curated record.